Trichoderma harzianum CBS 226.95 is the source of this 1443-nucleotide messenger RNA. RefSeq lists its product as hypothetical. The coding region runs from base 127 to 1260 and encodes 377 amino acids. NCBI's taxonomy places the organism in Eukaryota, Fungi, Ascomycota, Sordariomycetes, Hypocreales, Hypocreaceae. The record is from RefSeq and is a predicted model, not a curated record. The transcript has 2 exons.
UAGUCGUUCUGCUUUGCUCAGAAUGAUUUUCUAUUUGAAGUGAACCUUAUCUUAUGCUACUUCAACACCAACACCUAAAAAAAAAACGGUUACGGUUAGCUAAAACGAUUUCCUCAACAACCCGGAAUGCAAUUCCCCGAGCCAGUGUCAUACGGGUAUCAGAGAGAUUGCGGCUCCCGUCUAGCAACGUCGUGCCUUUCAACUUCCUUUAACUCAUUUUCUCCGCAAGAGGUCGACACAUCCGCUGCUCAUCGUUCUACGCCUAACGCGCUCAGAAUCGGUUUCAGCAGCACCUACCGAUCGUUUAGAGACUCACCGUCGAAGGCGACGCAUACGUACACGUUUAGUCCCAUGAAAGCGGAGCACGGGCGGACGUCUUCCACUUCCACCGAAGGGGCUUCUUCUCCCUUCGACAUCGCUGAAGAAAAUGAGCGACAUUACGCCUUACAACCACAUGCUCGACAUGAACAAUACUACCGAACAUUCCAUGGAUUCAAACUCCCUUUGGAUCCAUCACCCAGUUACACUGAAGCAUCCCUACAGCUAACACCUUCAAUUAUGAAACCUACACACAAUAUCCCUGGCUUAGAUAUGGCAGACAAUGCGCUAUCAUGGUUGUGCGGCAACGACAGCCCCAUGCCUUUCUUACAGUCUCCACAAGCUCUUGAGCCCUUGGGCCUUUAUCAAUAUUCCCAGACUCUAAUGGGACGAUACUACCCCCAUAGGUCACUCGUGGCCCCCGGCGAAUAUUCAACAGAGAGGCAGAUGAUGGUUAACGAAAUCCGAUACAAGGCAACAGGGCUUCAUAAGGAAAUCCGGGCUUCAAGGAAGGUGUCUGAGAAAAAUGAUAACUCAUACAACCUAGUGCAGGAGGCUAGGUGCAAGUGCGAUUAUCCCAACUGCGAUAAAGCCUUCAAGAGAGGUGAGCAUCUCAAGCGCCAUAAGCAAACUUUUCAUGGAGAGGGUCCUAAUCGAUUUUCUUGCGAGUUCUGCGGAAAGAGCCAGUUCAAUCGUCAAGACAGUCUCAACACUCACCGCAAGCUGCAUGCGCAACCAAAAAGCGGCAAACGAGGGGUAGAGUCUAUCCCUGCUGCAAUUCGUGUUAUUGAGCAAGAAGACCGAAGCCGUAAGCGGCGGCUCCCCCCCAAAUCGAAGUUUGCCGCAGUUAGUGUCACUGGCAGAGAAGCAAAGAUGCAACUAAUGAUGGCAACGUGUCACGGCCCAACACAUAUAGGUCGCCACAAUGGGCCUACGGGAUAGGGCGACCCGGAAUAACUAUUCACUGAGCCACCAAUCAAAUCUUACUUGACGAAUCGACCGUCGAGGCCAUCGAGGACAUCCAAUCAACUGGACGUAAAAGCUUACUUCUCUACGCUCAUUUAGAUAGCUUAAAUAGGCAGUUGUUAACAUGGCAAUUAGAUUGAUUACCUCUCUACUAGCUGC